CGCAUGCCCAGUCAACCAAAGAAGGGAUCAUGGCGGCCUCGGUAGCUGAAGCUGAGGCGAGUUUGGGUGCCUGUUUGGAGGCGGUCCUGAGCAGCCGGAGCCAUGCCAACCGCGUCUUUGAGGCCUUGGAGCUGCUGCAGUCUGAGCAAAAGGAGAUUGUUCUAUGCGCCAUCCGGAUUUGCAGCCGCCUCUUUGGAUCUUUGCUUGAGCAAGGAGAACUGUUUGUGGGCAAACUACCUUCCGAAGAGGAAUCUCAGCAAGAAAGCUACAGUGCUGAGGAAAAGUAUAAAAUUUGGAUGAGACAUAGAUACAACAGUUGCAACAAUUGCCUGGCACAACUGAUGAGCCACCAAUCUUUCCAAGUCAAAGAAUCUGCACUCUGUACGUUGAUGAAAUUCGUAGAACUGGAAGCUGGACGACCUCUAGUCAAGAACGAAUGGAGUUUCAAUUUCCCACGGGAGCUUUUAAAAUUGGUGGUGGAGGGCUUGAUCCCAGUGGAAGAGGAUUCUUCUCUACUGAUUUCUCGCUUCCAAGAAUAUCUGGACCAUGAUGAUGUCCGAUUCUUUGUGAUGAAAUUGGUGGCUGAAAAUAUUGGCAGUGUGAUGCAGAAAGCCAAAAAGGCUCCACUUCCAGUUUAUCAGAAGAACGUUUUUGCCCUUGCCUCAUCCAUCAGCAUGCCAAGUAAUGGCAGUGAGAUAAAUAACUUCCUUGUAAGGCAGGCUAACCAGGAGGAGUGGAAAGUGUCAAAGUUGAAGGAACACAGGGCAGCCUUUGAGAGGAUGUGGCUCGGAUUUCUUAAGCACAAGCUCCCUGGCUCCCUCUACAGAAAGGUAUUGGUAAUACUUCAUGAGUCCAUCCUACCUCAUAUGAAUGAGCCUGUCCUUCUAAUAGACUUCCUCACAGUUGCCUACAAUGUCGGUGGAGCCAUCAGCCUCCUUGCCUUGAAUGGGUUGUUUGUCCUGAUUCUUCACCAUAACCUGGAAUAUCCCGAUUUUUAUAAGAAGCUCUACAGUCUUCUCAACCCAUAUAUUUUUUAUAUGAAGUACCGCACUCGAUUUUUCCGUUUGUUGGAUUUAUUCUUGUCUUCAUCGCAUUUGCCAGCAUAUUUGGUGGCGGCCUUUGCCAAGCGGCUUGCUCGACUGGCACUCACAGCACCACCAGAUGGUUUGCUGAUUGUCAUCCCAUUCAUCUGUAACCUCUUACGGCGCCACCCCUCUUGCAAGGUGCUCAUCCAUAGGCCUGACUACCCUGCAGAGAUGUUAGAAGAUCCCUAUGUGAUGGAUGAAGAGGAUCCUUCUGAAAGCAGAGCUUUGGAGAGUUCCCUAUGGGAGAUAAAAACUCUUCAAAGCCAUUAUCAUCCAGAUGUGGCCAAAGCAGCCACAGUAAUUAACACCUCACUGUGUGAGAUGGAAGAUGACUUAUCAGAGGUCUUGGAAUUGACUGCUUUUGAGAUGUUUGACAGAGACAUAAAGAAAGAAACCACAGAUGUCUCGUUGGAAUUUCAUCAAGUACAAGGUCUCUUUGGCAAGAAGGACAAUGUUUUUGCAGAAUAUUUUACACUGGAAUGAUUUUUAAUUCCUUUAUUAAUGAUUAUAAUAAAAUGUAUUGCUCUUUUUAAA
Anolis sagrei ordinatus is the source of this 1619-nucleotide messenger RNA. RefSeq names its product nucleolar complex associated 4 homolog (gene NOC4L). Gene Ontology annotation, cellular component: nucleolus; Noc4p-Nop14p complex; small-subunit processome. NCBI's taxonomy places the organism in Eukaryota, Metazoa, Chordata, Lepidosauria, Squamata, Anolidae. Gene Ontology annotation, biological process: ribosome biogenesis. The record is from RefSeq and is a predicted model, not a curated record.